Messenger RNA from Symphalangus syndactylus (siamang), 2638 nucleotides. It is a transcript of the gene AMIGO3, whose product is annotated as adhesion molecule with Ig like domain 3. NCBI's taxonomy places the organism in Eukaryota, Metazoa, Chordata, Mammalia, Primates, Hylobatidae. Gene Ontology annotation, cellular component: membrane. Gene Ontology annotation, molecular function: protein binding. The record is from RefSeq and is a predicted model, not a curated record. Gene Ontology annotation, biological process: brain development.
AUGACCUGGUUGGUGCUGCUGGGGGCACUGCUCUGCAUGCUGCGCGUUGGGUUAGGCACCCCGGACUCCGAGGGCUUCCCGCCCCGUGCGCUCCACAACUGCCCCUACAAAUGUAUCUGCGCUGCCGACCUGCUAAGCUGCACUGGCCUAGGGAUGCAGGACGUGCCGGCCGAGUUACCUGCCGCUACUGCGGACCUCGACCUGAGCCAUAACGCGCUCCAGCGCCUGCGCCCCGGCUGGUUGGCGCCCCUUUUCCAGCUGCGCGCUUUGCACCUAGGUCACAACGAACUAGAUGCGCUGGGUCGCGGCGUCUUCGCCAACGCCAGCGGCCUGAGGCUGCUCGAUCUAUCAUCUAACGCGUUGCGGGCGCUUGGCCGCCACGACCUCGACGGGCUGGGGGCGCUGGAGAAGCUGCUUCUGUUCAAUAACCGCUUGAUGCACUUGGACGAGCAUGCCUUCCACGGCCUGCGCGCGCUCAGCCAUCUCUACCUUGGCUGCAACGAACUCGCCUCGUUCUCUUUCGACCACCUGCACGGUCUGAGCGCCACCCACCUGCUUACUCUGGACCUCUCCUCCAACCGGCUGGGACACAUCUCCGUACCUGAGCUGGCCGCGCUGCCGGCCUUCCUCAAGAACGGCCUCUAUUUGCACAACAACCCAUUGCCUUGCGACUGCCGCCUCUACCACCUGCUACAGCGCUGGCACCAGCGGGGCCUGAGCGCCGUGCGCGACUUUGCGCGCGAGUACGUAUGCUUGGCCUUCAAGGUACCCGCGUCCCGCGUGCGCUUCUUCCAGCACAGCCGCGUCUUUGAGAACUGCUCGUCGGCCCCAGCUCUUGGCCUAGAGCGGCCGGAAGAGCACCUGUACGCGCUGGUGGGUCGGUCCCUAAGGCUUUACUGCAACACCAGCGUCCCGGCCAUGCGCAUUGCCUGGGUUUCGCCGCAGCAGGAGCUUCUCAGGGCGCCAGGGUCCCGCGAUGGCAGCAUCGCGGUGCUGGCCGACGGCAGCUUGGCCAUAGGCAACGUACAGGAGCAGCAUGCGGGACUCUUCGUGUGCCUGGCCACUGGGCCCCGCCUGCACCACAACCAGACGCACGAGUACAACGUGAGCGUGCACUUUCCGCGCCCAGAGCCGGAGGCUUUCAACACAGGCUUCACCACAUUGCUGGGCUGCGCCGUGGGCCUGGUGCUCGUGCUGCUCUACCUGUUCGCCCCACCCUGCCGCUGCUGCCGCCGUGCCUGCCGCUGCCGCCGCUGGUCCGGAACACCCAGCCCGCUCCAAGAGCUGAGCGCACAGUCCUCAGUACUCAGCACCACACCGCCAGACGCACCCAGCCGCAAGGCCAGCGUCCACAAGCACGUAGUCUUUCUGGAGCCAGGCCGGAGGGGCCUCAAUGGCCGCGUGCAGCUGGCAGUAGCUGAGGAAUUCGAUCUCUACAACCCUGGAGGCCUGCAGCUGAAGGCUGGCUCUGAAUCCGCUAGCUCCAUAGGCUCCGAGGGUCCCAUGACGACCUAGACUGCCCAGGGCUCCCCCACCCAGGCCCCCACCCUCUUGCUGCUCGCCCUGCUCCCUGCUUCGGUCCAGAGAACUGGCAGAUGCUGGUGGGAAGCACUGUGCCUGGGCCCCCAGCUUCCUGUAUGGGCCUCGAAACACAAUGGGCCUUCUCGCUCACUGGUAGAGACAGGGGCUGUAGUCCCCAACCUGCCUUCUGCUCUGCCCCUGCACCGGACCCAAAGGCCCCAGGCCCUGCAAGGUGUGCUAGUGCCUGCUUUCCCGGGGACUUCCUAGUGCCCAAAUGCCCUGUGAGGCUGAGAGACCCAGGCCCCUGUGGCUUUCAACACAGCACAGCCGUGGAAGUGGCUGUGUUCUUCUACAGCCUGUGGAAGAACCCCUGUAGCAGAGCCCCCUGUCCACCCUCAGGGGCCAAGGCAGCUCUCGAGGAGUGGUGCUGAAGAGCUGACGCAGGGCCGCCUCCCCUUCCCAAGGCGGGGGGAGGGAGUGGGCCCAUAGGGAAAAGAAGGCGGCUCUGAAGGAGGAUCUCGCCCACACCCCAGGACAGAAAGAGGAAACAAGCCCGCCCUCUGGUGAAAUGGGACUCCCUCCAUCCACCAACACCCAACCUCCUGAAAGCUUCACAACUUCACGCGGAGUCCGGUGGGCAGGCACCAGGCAGGAAAGGCUCCUCAAGAGGUUCCUGGGGGUCUGGCCUAAGCCCCAGCCAGAGACCCUGCUCUCUCUGGCCUGGGGCAUCCAGCCGUUGUUCUGAAGGCAGAGCCCAUUCUGUGGGCUCACAAGACACAGUGAAGGGGAUCAUGGCUUGCGCCCCUGCUUUUCAGCAGUAAAAAGCCCGAAAAGCCUGGUGAGCAUGGCCGAGCUGGGAGGGCCGAGCCGGAACUCCAUGUCCCUCGAGAGCAGAAGCCUCUUAAGGGCUGGCACUGGUCUCAGCCUAAUGGCUGAGGCGGUGCCCUGGCUUCACAUGCAUCUCACUGCUCCCACUGCAGGGGAGGCAGGGAAGGGGGGUCUGGGAGCCCUUCAUGUGUGGGGGCCGAGCUGGGGGCCCCCAUGGCCAUCCUGGACCCCGCUGCUCCAGAGUUUAAUAAAGGCAGCACAUGCUUAUUGCUAGAGCCUUUGCAGACAA